This is a messenger RNA of Nanorana parkeri, 1075 nucleotides long. Its product is annotated as cytochrome b-c1 complex subunit Rieske, mitochondrial. The record is from RefSeq and is a predicted model, not a curated record. The transcript has 2 exons. Gene Ontology annotation, cellular component: membrane. Gene Ontology annotation, biological process: mitochondrial electron transport, ubiquinol to cytochrome c. The coding region runs from base 81 to 887 and encodes 268 amino acids. Gene Ontology annotation, molecular function: 2 iron, 2 sulfur cluster binding; quinol-cytochrome-c reductase activity. Lineage: Eukaryota; Metazoa; Chordata; Amphibia; Anura; Dicroglossidae.
CACACGUCUCUUCCGCUUCCUGUGAAAGGUCGCUGUGACCGGUGUUGCAGUCUCGACUCAUCUGAGCCGCUUCCGCCGCCAUGUUGUCCCUGUCCGCCCGCUCUGGGGCCCUCUUCCCCUACCUGUCCGCUACCCACUACGCCGUGGCCGGGCAGCUGAAGCCUCUGGUGUCUGGGGUGGUCACGCACGGUGAGAAGGUGCUGCUGGACGCGAAGAGACCUUCCUUGUGGGGGCAAAGCGCCGGGGGGGAGAUCUACGCUACCGUCAGGAUCAGCGGUCCUUCCUCCGUUCGCUUCUUGCACACUGAUGUCACAGUCCCAGAAUUCUCAGACUAUCGCCGCUCACAAGUUACCGACAGCAAAAAGUCCUCGCAGCCCAGCGGCGAAGCGAGGAAAGGCUUCUCUUACCUGAUCACCGGCGCCACCACAGUCGCCACGGCCUACGUGGCAAAGAACGUAGUCUCCCAGUUCGUCUCCAGCAUGAGCGCGUCCGCCGACGUCUUGGCCUUGUCGAAGAUCGAAGUGAAGCUGUCGGACAUCCCGGAAGGCAAAAACAUGUGCUUCAAAUGGCGGGGCAAGCCUCUGUUCAUCCGUCACAGGACGGCCAAGGAGAUCGAGCAGGAGGCCGCCGUCGACUUGGGCGAGUUGAGGGACCCGCAGCACGACCUCGACAGGGUGAAGAAACCCGAGUGGGCGAUCCUCAUCGGGGUCUGCACUCAUCUUGGCUGUGUGCCCAUUGCCAACGCCGGAGACUUUGGCGGGUACUAUUGCCCUUGCCACGGCUCCCAUUAUGACGCAUCUGGCAGGAUUAGGAAGGGCCCGGCGCCUCUGAACCUGGAGGUUCCCGACUAUGAGUUUCCAUCUGAAGACCUUGUAAUAGUUGGAUAGACUUUUGCUGUUGGCCUUUACGUGUUCCUAUCUUCACAACCUUAAAUGCUUUUAAAGAUCGGUGUUAAAUAUUUUAAUAAGUCAUCGCACUCGAUAUGAAGAUCUCUCGUUUCUGCUGUACAGAGUGAUCGUAGAGUGUCGGCUGUGACAUCCUGUACAAAGAAAACAUUAAAUUCUGACUUUACAGA